Symbiodinium pilosum is the source of this 1616-nucleotide messenger RNA. The record is from the annotation of a GenBank genome assembly. Lineage: Eukaryota; Dinophyceae; Suessiales; Symbiodiniaceae.
GUCGCUCCGCAGGCACAUCCUGGCUGCUGCAGUGGCUGGCCUGCGUUUCAUCGCUGCCAGCUUUCCAACAAGACGCCAGCAACCAGCCAGAUUUCCUCUUCCCGCAUGCAGACAUGCAGUGCCACACCUUGCCAUACAUUGCGCCUGCAAGCUACGCACGCACGCUCCUGUGCAUCCGUUGGGCUUCCCAAUCCGCAGACAUCUGCGGGCCAGCCGCGCUCACCCCUGGUGAAGCCUUCGCCCUCACACUGCACAGCAUGAAAAGCACCGCCUUGGCAAGCGCCGCUCAGCUGGACCUUCGCAGAGACGAACGCUUAGCACAAGGUUGGCGGCCUCAGAGGUCCAUGUCCAGAGGAGGCGCGCCGCCCAUUCCCGAGCCUCCGGUGUCCAUCCCCGCCGCGUUGCCCUCAGAGCACCUCUCGGCAGGCGACAUCGUCUCAGGCCCGUGGUCGGUUUUCGCAUCCCGGCAUGAGCGCAUGCAAGCAUCGCACAACACCGAACAUGCGGCAGACGAGGCUUCCCAGGCGCCCGACUCUCCUGCCGCUUCACCAGACUCCCCAGUGCACAUGCAGCUGCAGGCUUUCUCAGAUGACGAAGAAGCCAGGCAAGUGGAGGAAUGGGCACAGCAGCAUGCAUCCUCCGACUCGGCCUCCGAAGCUCCAGAAGAGCAACCUCAUGUCGAGCAGCUCUUCGUGUGUUCGGGGCCAUGGGGCAGCAUGCAUAGCCCCACCCCCGAAAGCCUUGCCGCACACAACGCCUCCGCGCCAGAGCAAGGCAAGCAGGCAGUCAGUCUCCUUAAGGCCUCGUGCGGCGCCAAGGCUGCCUUCAAGCAAGGGCUCAGACCCAGCGAGCAGCAUGACGUCAAAAACAGGGUUCGCUUCGCGGACACGUUCUGCAACAUGGAUGCGCCUUCAGACCUCGACACUAGGGAAGGCCUCAUCUCCCUGAUGCAAACUCUACAGGUGCCAGUGCCGCUGCAAGACGCAUUAAUCAACUCAGGCAUUGCAUGCGUCGCAGAUUUUGCAUACGCGUACUCAGACGCGUCAGACCUCAAUUCCUUCGUCGCCAAACAGCCUGACGCCCUGUGGGAGGGCAUGCAAAUUUCAGACCCAGAGCACUCGCCAGCAGUCGCACGCCUUCGCAGAACACUAGACAGGUGCAAGGCUCACUCCAGCACGCUGGAGGCCAGCCCGGCCCCCGCACCAGCACCCCCGCAAGCAAGCACGCCUGCUGCAAGCAACGUGUGGGCAGAGCACGCGCCGCCCCGCUUGGACUCAGAGGCAGUCCAACGCACGCAAGCAAGCUUCCGGGCAAACUACCCGGGCGAGCACUUGGACGCGGACGGCAUGCCCAGCAUCCGCUUGCUCAGCCUGGUCACAGCACUCGCAGAGGCAAUGCGCAACCUGCAGCUCAAGCAUGGGAACAAGACGCUCUGCAUCCGUUUCAACAAGACAGAGCGCAAUGAUCGCAAUUGCAAGUUUGCGCAUCUCUGCGCCAUCCGCCUUGCCAACGGGCAGGCCUGCGGGCAACGGCACCCCGCAAGCCAGCAUCGCUUCAAGUCGCAAGCAGACAAGUCAAGCGCCGCAGAGCCCCCGCCAGCAGUGCCUGCGACCUGA